This is a messenger RNA of Liolophura sinensis, 1583 nucleotides long. RefSeq names its product pyruvate dehydrogenase E1 component subunit alpha, mitochondrial-like. Lineage: Eukaryota; Metazoa; Mollusca; Polyplacophora; Chitonida; Chitonidae. Gene Ontology annotation, cellular component: intracellular membrane-bounded organelle. Gene Ontology annotation, molecular function: pyruvate dehydrogenase (acetyl-transferring) activity. The transcript is spliced from 9 exons. The coding region runs from base 120 to 1283 and encodes 387 amino acids. Gene Ontology annotation, biological process: pyruvate decarboxylation to acetyl-CoA. The record is from RefSeq and is a predicted model, not a curated record.
AUGCUUCUUUAGUUACCGGUUGACAGGAACUGAAUGGCGUGUGUCAUGUGACCGGAAGUGCAGACGACUUGGGCGAAGGACAUAAAUUUUCAAGGACGGGUGCGUUUCAAAGUUUAAAGAUGCUCGCAUCGCGGUUCGGCCUCAUGGGUCGCUCUCCACCAGUGCGUUCGGGUGUCAUCAGUAUUGUGCAGAAACGAAAUGCAUCUGAGGCUACCUUCCAGACUGAGCAAUACAAACUGCACAAGCUAGAGACGGGUCCUUCGACCACUGUAACAGUAAACAGAGAGGAUGCCCUGAAAUAUUUUCGACAGAUGACCACUGUGCGCCGAAUGGAGACGGCUGCAGCUGGUCUGUACAGAGCCAAGGUCAUCAGAGGGUUCUGUCAUCUGUAUUCUGGUCAGGAAGCCUGUUGUGUGGGGAUGGAGGCUGCCAUCACCCCAGAGGACUCUGUGAUCACAGCUUACAGAGCUCACGGCUGGACCUUCAUGAGAGGGGUGAGCCCACAGGCCAUUCUCUCGGAGUUAACAGGUCGGUCCACAGGAUGUGCCAAAGGAAAAGGAGGGUCCAUGCAUAUGUAUGGAAAGAAUUUUUAUGGAGGAAAUGGUAUUGUUGGAGCUCAGGUGCCACUGGGAGCUGGUAUAGCAUUUGCACACAAGUAUAAAGGGGAAGAGAAUAUAUGUAUAUCUCUGUAUGGAGAUGGCGCUGCCAAUCAAGGACAAUUAUUUGAGGCUUUUAAUAUCGCUAAAUUAUGGAAUCUACCAGUGAUAUUUGUUUGUGAGAAUAAUGGCUAUGGUAUGGGAACAAGUGUAGAAAGGGCGUCAGCGUCUUCUACAUACUACACCAGAGGGGACUAUAUACCAGGGUUGUGGGUAGAUGGUAUGGAUGUAUUAGCCGUGAAAGAGUGCACACGCUUCGCUAGAGACUUUGUGUUAAAACAAGGCCCCCUGAUGAUAGAGAUGGCUACCUACAGAUACCACGGCCACAGUAUGAGCGACCCAGGAACCAGUUACCGUACCCGUGAGGAGAUUCAGGAAGUCCGUCAGAGGAGGGAUCCCAUCACUAACCUUAAGGAGAGGAUUGUGUCAGCUGAGCUGGCCACAGAGGAGGAACUCAAAAAAAUUGACAACGAGAUUAAAAAAGAAAUUGAUGAGGCUGUGGAGAAGAGCAAAACUGACCCAGAACCAGCUCUAGAGCAACUGUAUAACCACGUCUACGUUGAUGUGCCUUCCGAUUUCAAAAUUAGGGGCUGUGACGCCUUCAGCUACUUUGAGUCCAAGUCCUAGUGUACUAUUGCUGCCGUUAUGUGUGUUGAGAUGUGUCUGUGUGUUAAACACAAGAAUCUCAGCAGGGCUAUAUAAGGAACAGACAGAAUUUGACAGGGAACCAUAAAGAGAAAGCGCAUUUUGUGUUUAUAGGGUGGGGUGUCCGACAGUGAAAAAUGAAACCAUAGAAGUGCCACAGAGUAUUCUUUCAAAUCAUAAAACGUCUACCGUCAAAUGUCACAAAACAUUACCUCGAAAAAGAGAAGCUUUAAAAAUAUGUGCAGAACGUAACCAUACAUUUUACUUGAAAUUGUCGUGAUU